CCAAAAUGCAAAUAUUCCCGCUUUAUCAAUUACUUCUACUCAUGGCUCCAAUAAUCACAGCUUCCAACAAAUGUAGACCAGGACCCGUUCACAUGGAUUUAGGCGAAUCAAUCCACAACAUCCCAAGAGAGCAGAGUCAAAGCCCGGAAUGUAUAUUUGAUUACACGAAAAGUUUAACCGACAAAAUAACUGAGGCAGGUGACAUAUCAAAUAUUCGAGUCAAAGUCAAAGUUCUCGUAAAACGGUGCACGAAUUGUACACGCUACCCCAUCAUCUUUACUCUCAGACAGCAGGAUCAAUUCAAAUUGAUCAAACUACCUUGGCUAUUGGGAAAUUAUACUUAUGGAAUUAACGAAACAUGGAUCUAUGAGUCUGGAGGAUCGUUAUGUUUUACCCCUUCUUCUAUUGAGGAAGUAGGCAAAUUAAUUGUAACCGUGGAAACGGAGGGGGUAGGGGUUGGAGAUAAUUGGUUUCAAUUAAAUGUCCAAGUAUCGCAGGACCUUAAACUUGUAUUAAACAAAGGAAUCACGACUGAUACCUUGUCCGGGACAAUCUCCUCGUAUUUCAUCUACAAUUUUUCUGAUCCGGAAAACAAUGCGGUUAAAUCGGUAACUGUUGUUACCAAGAGGAUCGAUACGGUACCUUGCGCAGUAAUUUCCGUACAGAGUCCCUAUGUAAGAUUGUUUUAAGGUUUUCUUACGAUAAAUACCAAUUACUGACCAGGAUAUUGUGGAAAAGUGUUAUCGCCCCACAAAUUCGCCAUUCAUAUUUUUAUAGGAAAUAAUUCAUUCGCCCUCGUAAGAAGAGGGAAUAACUACUAUACGUAAUAAUUAAGAAAUCUCUUGAAAAGUACGUGAAAACUUCAUACAAAUUUGAACCACCGUCCAAUUUGUUUAUUUUAAUUCCGAGUCAAAUCAAGUUUCUGAAUAUUGAUUGGACACAAAAUAAAUAUAGGUGGUACUUUCUAAGAGAAUCCUGUAUUUACCAUCCUUCUCUUAAAUAUUGGUAACCCUACCAAACAGAACAAGGAAGAACACAGAGUUAAGGACAACCAUGUUUGCUAUUCAAUUGCAUCAAAUUAAUAUUUUUAUGUUUAGUUAAUCCCGAAUUAUGAAGAAAUAAGUCGCUUUUACUUAAGAUUAGACAAUUUUAACUGGUACAUAAUUUCAAUAUUUUAUGUCACUUAACUUUUGAGAUAAAAUUAUUAUGGCAUUUCCCAUUUGUUAUGGUAAGAUUUAAAUGGAUUAUUCAGUAUUUUUGAGACUUUCAUUCAAAUUUUUAUAACGUUUUUUUCAAUACUAUCUACAGUGCCCCAUUUUCGAUACAAGGGAUUCCAUCGAUUUUGCCAAAGUAUCACACAGCGUACUUAACUUAUCUGUGAUUCAUAUUAAUAGGGAUGACCUCAUUUGGGGGGAGCCUUUGUUACAGGACGGUUUCGCAUUAGCGAUCGUCGUCCUACUGACGGAUGAAAGAUGUCGCACUAAUCUAUAUGGAAAUAUUAGUGACUACAGACUGAAUAGAACCACAAAGUUUGAAGUUACUGUUUCCCAAUCUCCAUGGGAUCACGGGGCAAAGAAACAAAUUACAACGUGGUUAUUCUCUACUCCCAUUGUGCUUAUGGUGUCUAACGUGAUCUUCCUUAUUUUGGUGGCAUCACUAUCCUGGUAUUCUUGGAUCAGGGAAGGGAGCGAAAUAACUUUGAAAUAUGAUCAAGAAGAACCUUCUAAGAGCCUUGGAAUCUUCAGAGGAGUUCCAUACUAUUAUAAGAAAAUCAUCUUCUUGUCGGACUACACAUCAAGUAAACCUCGAUCGUCAAAUAUCAAUGGAACAGAUUUUUUCAAGGACAUCAGUGGCAGCGCGAUUGAAUACUUAAUGGCAGUUUUUUGCAGCAGUGCCCUCUAUCGAAUUUUGACAAUAACAGCAACGUCCGAUAUGUCCGACUGCUACUACAACAGAUUGUGCACUUAUCAGAUUGAAUUGAAUAUGUGGAUAUGGCAUAAUUUGCGCUUUAAAUUCUUCUUGUGGAAUUCCGUUGUAUCCAGUUCAGCCUUUACAUUAGUAGGGGCGGUGUAUUUUAUUUUCGUCAUAAUUCAUGACAAGCUGCAGACAAAAAUUGCGAAAAAAUUAAAAAAAAGAUUACCCGUUCUUGAUCAAAUAUCUGUAAUUUCCGAGCCCCAAGAAGAGAAUCAGUUGCCUGAUUGUGGCCAAAAUUCCGUCCGAGAUACAAACUCAUGUCGAGGGGAUGUCUCUAAUAUUGCGGAAAAUAAUUCAUCAAGCGAAGAAGUAAAUAACAACGAUUCGAAUACUGCAAAGGGACACCAAGGUGAAGGAAUUUUGGAAAAUCAGGAAUACGGAAUUCCAAUCAAGUCCGGGUUGGAUAAAGGUUUGGCAAUGCUGCUGAUCAUGGAAGGCUUCGUUUCAGCGAUGUAUCACAUCUGCCCAAAUCUUGGAAGUUACCAAAUCGAGGCUCCCUUUCUCGACAUGAUUGCCCUCUUGGGAUGGAUUAAACUUCAACGCUUAAGACAUCGCUCCUACAUUAGUGUGCUAUUCACCAGCGUUAUAGCGCUCAUUUUAUCGCUACUCGAACUGUACGAAACAAUUCAGAAAUAUUCUCCUGAUGAUGGAUUUGGACCUUACUUAUUGUUCCCAAUGCCACUCACAUUCAUUUUGAUUUUGAUGUACGCUCUCCACGGUAUUUAUGGAUGCUUCGUGGAUCACAUUUACUCAGAUUUACAAGAUACAAACACUAAUUUGUUGACCGUAAAGGAAGUCGUUUCCGAAUUAACCUCUCUUGCUGAUUGGCGGGACGUGGUUCCUUCCAUUAUCAUAGCGGUCGGGAAUGUGAGUCUGCUUUUUACUUUGUUUGUAAGAAGUAUGCGGGUUAUUACCUAUGGUUGGAAUGGCGCUGAUCCAGUGAGUCCCCCAGAAUACGUGGAUAUGUUGAUUGAUAUGCUACACAUCAAUAUCAUGAUUGGGCUGGCGAUCCAUUUUUUUAAGAAGAUAUACUUUGAAGGAUUUAGACGUACUGACAUUGCCCCAUUGAUGUGUUACACGUCAUACAUUGGGUUCUACGUGGUACAAUGGAAGUAUCACUCUGAUUUAUUUGAUUGGAGUUUAUCGCAAGCUGAGUCUGGCAAUUUGAACAAGGAAUGUUUAGACGGUGUUUAUGAUGGGAAUGACUACUCCAAGGUUUACAAGGCGGCGUACCUCUUUGCAAUGGGAAUGACUGUUACCACAAUCAAUGAUGGAUGUGUUUUGAUGAACAGGAAGUUUAUUCGAGUAUUUUAAGCAAUUCGACAAUUUCUUUCAAGGUGGAAAUCACCCAUCCUAAUUAUUGUCUCUUUCAAUUUACGAAAUAAUGCUAUUAUACGACAUUUUAUUACUAGUUAGUAUUUGCGUGCAUGUGAUUCCAAUUAUUUUGUGUAUAUCACUGCUGCAAAAGAGAUAAAUACAUAAAUAAA
Messenger RNA from Folsomia candida, 3461 nucleotides. Its product is annotated as SID1 transmembrane family member 1-like. The transcript is spliced from 11 exons. Bases 1618 to 3288 code for a protein of 556 amino acids. NCBI's taxonomy places the organism in Eukaryota, Metazoa, Arthropoda, Collembola, Entomobryomorpha, Isotomidae. Gene Ontology annotation, cellular component: membrane. The record is from RefSeq and is a predicted model, not a curated record.